This is a messenger RNA of Aspergillus melleus, 735 nucleotides long. RefSeq lists its product as uncharacterized. Lineage: Eukaryota; Fungi; Ascomycota; Eurotiomycetes; Eurotiales; Aspergillaceae. Bases 1 to 735 code for a protein of 244 amino acids. The record is from RefSeq and is a predicted model, not a curated record. The transcript has 3 exons.
AUGCUCUGCACCGAUAUCGUUAAGGAGAACCGCCUCUUGUACAGCGAGAUUGUCACAAUCCUUGAGAUCGUUCUGCAGCGUCUGAAAACACGACAGACACGCCCGCAUAUCGAUGCACCGGUCUUCCUCUACUCCUUCAUCAGCACCAGUGUCCGUGUGCUCGAGGGCAACUUCAAUGGAACGGAGUUGGUAGUGCGGGUUACAAAGCUAUAUGAUCUGACUGAUGAUGAUCGGAAGGGCUAUAAGCUCUCUGACCCUCUUAGGAGAUGGUGGUCUACUCAAAAGCCCACUGAGAAGUGCACUGAGAGGACCACCGAGAGGACCACCGAGAGGACCACCGAGAGGACCACCGAGAGGACCACCGAGAGGACCACCGAGAGGACCACCGAGAGGACCACCGAGAGGACCACCGAGAGGACCACCGAGAGGACCACCGAGAGGACCACCGAGAGGACCACCGAGAGGACCACCGAGAGGACCACCGAGAGGACCACCGAGAGGACCACCGAGAGGACCACCGAGAGGACCACCGAGAGGACCACCGAGAGGACCACCGAGAAGACUACUGAGAAGCCCACUGAGAAGCCCACUGUAUUCAAUAGCCUACUAACUAACAAUGGGCUUGAGGCUUGGGGUUCCGGGGUGCGCGUCUUGGUUCUGGUUAAGCGAUAUCUGGUCGGGUCUGUAUGGCGUUUUUUGGAGGGAAUUUCAGCGUGGCUGGAUUCUGGAUUUUAG